Molecule: messenger RNA, 5639 nt
Organism: Melospiza georgiana
Lineage: Eukaryota; Metazoa; Chordata; Aves; Passeriformes; Passerellidae
Gene: KIF5B
Product: kinesin family member 5B
Exons: 26
Coding region: 219-3116 (965 amino acids)
Biological process (GO): microtubule-based movement
Molecular function (GO): ATP binding; microtubule motor activity; microtubule binding
Source: RefSeq, a predicted model, not a curated record
CCGCGGCCGCAGCCGCCAUGGCCGGUGCCAUGUUGGGGAGGAAGUGAGAGCGGGAGGCGGCGGCGGCGGCCAGGAAGGAGCCCUUCCCUUUUCCCUCCUGCCGGGGCGGGCGCGGGUUUCUCGGCCACGGCGGCUUGCGAGACCCCCGGCGCGGGCGGUGCGGCGGCGGCAGCUGGCGGCGGGGGAGCCGAGCGCCCCGGAGGCGGCGGUGGCCUAAGAUGGCGGACCCGGCGGAGUGUAACAUCAAAGUGAUGUGUCGCUUCAGGCCCCUCAACGAGUCCGAAGUGGCCCGAGGGGACAAGUACAUCGCUAAGUUCCAGGGCGAAGACACCGUCGUCAUCGCGUCCAAGCCAUAUAUAUUUGACCGUGUAUUCCAGUCAAACACAUCACAAGAACAAGUGUACAAUGACUGUGCUAAAAAGAUUGUCAAAGAUGUACUUGAGGGAUACAAUGGUACAAUAUUUGCAUAUGGGCAAACAUCAUCUGGAAAGACACACACUAUGGAAGGGAAGCUUCAUGACCCAGAUGGAAUGGGCAUUAUUCCAAGAAUAGUGCAAGAUAUUUUUAAUUAUAUUUACUCCAUGGAUGAGAAUCUUGAGUUUCAUAUUAAGGUGUCAUAUUUUGAAAUAUACUUGGAUAAAAUAAGGGACCUUUUGGAUGUUUCAAAGACCAAUCUUUCUGUUCAUGAGGACAAAAAUAGAGUUCCCUAUGUAAAGGGUUGCACGGAGCGGUUUGUAUGUAGUCCAGAGGAAGUUAUGGAUACUAUAGAUGAAGGAAAAUCCAAUCGACAUGUAGCAGUGACAAAUAUGAAUGAACACAGCUCCCGAAGUCAUAGUAUUUUUCUUAUUAAUGUAAAACAAGAGAAUACUCAAACAGAACAGAAACUAAGUGGAAAACUUUACCUUGUGGACUUGGCAGGUAGUGAGAAGGUUAGUAAAACUGGAGCAGAAGGUGCUGUGCUGGAUGAGGCCAAGAACAUCAACAAGUCUUUGUCUGCUCUUGGAAAUGUCAUCUCAGCCCUGGCUGAAAGCAGUACAUAUGUUCCAUAUCGUGAUAGCAAAAUGACCAGAAUCCUUCAAGAUUCACUAGGGGGUAAUUGCAGAACCACUAUUGUUAUUUGCUGUUCUCCAUCUUCUUACAACGAAUCUGAAACUAAAUCUACUCUUCUGUUUGGCCAAAGAGCAAAGACCAUUAAGAACACAGUCUGUGUGAAUGUGGAGCUCACUGCAGAACAGUGGAAGAAAAAGUAUGAGAAGGAAAAAGAGAAAAACAAGACUCUGCGUAACACCAUACAGUGGCUGGAAAAUGAGCUCAACCGAUGGAGGAACGGGGAGACUGUACCAGUUGAUGAACAGUUUGACAAGGAGAAGGCCAACUUAGAAGCUUUUGCAGUGGACAAGGAUAUUACUGUUAUUAAUGAUAAACCAGCUACCACAAUUGGAGUAACUGGCAAUUUCACUGAUGCUGAGAGAAGGAAAUGUGAGGAAGAAAUUGCCAAACUUUACAAACAACUGGAUGACAAGGAUGAAGAAAUUAAUCAGCAGAGUCAACUAGUAGAAAAACUGAAGACACAAAUGUUGGAUCAGGAAGAGCUUCUGGCAUCAACCAGACGGGACCAAGACAACCUGCAAGCAGAGUUGAAUCGCCUUCAGGCUGAAAAUGAUGCUUCUAAAGAGGAAGUGAAGGAGGUGCUACAAGCCCUUGAAGAAUUAGCUGUCAACUAUGAUCAGAAGUCUCAGGAAGUAGAAGAUAAGGCAAAGGAAUAUGAACUGCUUAGUGAUGAACUCAAUCAAAAAUCGGUCACUUUAGCCAGUAUAGAUGCAGAGCUUCAGAAACUUAAAGAAAUGACCAACCAUCAGAAGAAACGAGCAACAGAAAUGAUGGCUUCCUUACUAAAGGAUCUUGCAGAGAUUGGAAUUGCAGUAGGAAAUAAUGAUGUCAAGCAGCCUGAGGGAACUGGCAUGAUAGAUGAGGAAUUCACAGUUGCAAGGCUGUACAUUAGCAAAAUGAAAUCAGAAGUGAAAACAAUGGUGAAGCGUUGCAAACAGUUAGAAGGCACACAAGCUGAAAGCAAUAAGAAAAUGGAAGAAAAUGAAAAGGAGUUGGCUGCCUGCCAGCUCCGGAUCUCACAGCAUGAAGCCAAGAUCAAGUCACUGACUGAAUAUCUUCAGAAUGUGGAACAGAAAAAGAGGCAGCUGGAAGAAUCUGUGGAUUCCCUUAAUGAAGAAUUAGUUCAGCUCCGAGCACAGGAAAAGGUCCAUGAAAUGGAGAAAGAGCACUUAAAUAAGGUUCAAACUGCAAAUGAAGUCAAGCAAGCUGUGGAGCAGCAAAUUCAGAGCCAUCGUGAGACACAUCAGAAACAAAUCAGUAGCUUGAGGGAUGAAGUUGAUGCAAAGGAGAAGCUCAUCACUGAGCUUCAAGACCAAAACCAGAAGAUGAUGCUGGAACAGGAACGUCUGAGAGUUGAGCAUGAGAAGCUGAAAGCGACUGAUCAGGAGAAGAGCAGAAAACUUCAUGAGCUUACGGUUAUGCAGGACAGACGGGAACAAGCAAGGCAAGAUUUAAAGGGUUUGGAAGAGACUGUGGCAAAAGAACUUCAGACUCUUCACAAUCUUCGGAAGCUGUUUGUUCAAGAUCUGGCUACUAGAGUGAAAAAGAGUGCUGAGAUUGACUCAGAUGAUACAGGAGGCAGUGCUGCACAGAAACAGAAGAUUUCCUUCCUGGAGAAUAAUCUUGAACAGCUUACAAAGGUUCACAAGCAGCUGGUACGGGAUAAUGCUGAUCUGCGCUGCGAACUUCCUAAACUGGAGAAGCGCCUCAGAGCCACGGCUGAAAGGGUGAAAGCUUUGGAGUCUGCCCUGAAGGAGGCCAAAGAGAACGCUUCUCGCGACCGCAAGCGCUACCAGCAGGAGGUAGAUCGUAUAAAGGAAGCUGUGAGAUCCAAGAAUAUGGCCAGAAGGGGACAUUCAGCACAAAUUGCUAAGCCUAUCCGCCCUGGCCAGCAUCCAGCAGCUUCUCCAACUCAUCCAAGUGCAAUUCGCGGCGGAGGUGCGUUCACUCAGAACAGCCAGCCAGUUGUGCUGCGCGGAGGCGGGCGGCAGGACAAAGUUUGCUGAAAAGUAAAUGCAGCAUGAGGAGGAUUGGAUAUUGUGUAGAGGGAGUCAUUCCAUGACAAUAAUCUCUCCUUUUGGGGACUGUAGGAUUAUUUUUUGAAAAUUGUAUAAAUUAUACCUGGCCUGUACAGCUCUUCCCCCUUCUACAAAUUCUGCUAACUGAUUCCCAAAAAAAACCAACUAGAGUGCAAUUUUGGCGUCUUGAAAAAUGACAUGUUACUUAAAGUGUAGCUCUGCUUAUUACACAGUUUGUCUUUCAUGUCUUAAAUUUAGUCUGCACUGUGCCAAGCUGAAUGUAUGUUGAGAAAAAUCUUAGUUCCAAUUUUCUAGCUUAAUUUGUGUACAUCUUAUUGUCUUAGGGAAUGUGCAACAGUGUUUAAGUAUACUUCCAUUUUUAUCACUUGACAUAACACUACAUGUCCCACCGAAUUAGGGCGGCGCUCUGCAUUACAGUGUUCCUUUGGAAUGCUGCAUUGGAGCUGGCUGUGUUUGGACAGUGUGAGCAUCCUGGAGUGCUGACACUGAAGGGUUGGGUGAGCACAGGGCUCUGUAACUGUUACCUCACCCAGUGCCCGGCCACAGGGUGACUUAGAGUUAAAUACUGUACACAAAUAAGGGCAAACCUGAGUUUACAACAAAGAACUUUGGCAAUGGAUUGUCCCAUCUGUCCUGUUCCUGGUUCUGCACACAGUAUGGUCUGGUGGAGUGAAAACAUUCUGCUUCAUUCUGAUGAGCCUGUCUGUCCAUUUGUCUGUAUCUGUGACAGUUCACUUUCACUAUUUUGUAAUAGUGAAAUGAGGGCAAUCUAAACUGUAACUUUAUAUUCCACUACAUACAGUACUGGAAUUUUUGACUAAAAUUUUAAUUUUCAAUUUAAAAAUACUUUUUCAGCAACAGGCCAAUGAAUUCAGAUACAUGAAUAAAGGACACAACUUUUUAAAACUGAUGUAUCCAGAAAUGCCAGAGGCAUGUGUUUAAAAUAACAAUAAAAUAAAGUGCUACCCUGAAUUGUAUUUGUAAUUCAUUUGUAAGUAGGUAUAUGAAAUGUCCAAAGUAGUAGUUGUUGAAUAUUUUUCUUCUCUUUGCAAUAAAGUCCUGUAAAGUGGCUAACAAAACAAAACGUGGGGUUUUGAUUUUUCUGUUUUGUUUUGUUUGUUUGUUUUGAGCUCUGGUAGUCUCACUGAGCUGAAUCCAGGGUUUAAAGUUUUAUAGUAUAAUUUACUUAACUUAUUCAUAGGGUUUAGCCACUAUAAUUUUUAGGACAGCCUUCUUCUGUAUAGAAGCUAGUUAGUUACCAGGUCUUUAAGAAAGAAGAAACUUAGUGUUGCUGGAAGAAUUCAAUGAGUUUUUCAGACCUGGUUGAUAAAACUUUUUGUUCUGGCUUGAGUUUUUUGCUGGGUAUUCAUUUAUUGUGGAAACAGUAGAAACUCUGUGACUGUUCAGACAGCAAAUCACUUUCAAUUUUUAUAUUAUAAAAUAGGCAAACUAUUUAUAUUAUGGUGGAGUAUAGUCAAAUUUUAGACCUUGAACCACUUUUUUUCUAUAUCUACAGUAGUCUGAAUUUUUAGUAGUUUGAUUUUUAAAGGUUGAGUGUAUCAGUUGGAAAUCCCACUAUUUUGGAGUUCUCAGCUUUUAAGACAGUUUUCUUCACUAAGGCCGCCGAACACUCCAAACUUGCAGUUGUUUUAGAGCACAGUUGAAGGCAGCAUAAUGAGGGAAAAAAAAUAAAGAAACAACAACAUAUUUUGAAUUAAAUUUCUCAUCAUGGAAUCAGCACUGUCCAUCAUCUUUCUCAAUGUUAACUACAGGUUUUCAGGCCUUCAUUUGUCAAUGUGCAAUCAUAAAAACAACACACUCAAAUGAAGCAGGAUUUUUUCUCAUGCCUGUGAAUGAGGGUUUCAUUCCUGUAGGUAAUUGUCAUGGGUUUUGGUGCUGAAAAUUGCUGUGUUUAAAAAAUUAGAUUAAAUAGAAACUAGUGUGUAGCUCAGUGUACAUCACCUUUUUAUAUUUAAACUUUUUUUUUAUUUUAAACCUUUUAUGAAGUUUACCAAGAACUGCCUCUUAAAAUGUAAAAAAUGAAAAAAAACCACACAACUUUCUGUGCUUUCUGGUUUGGCUGUCAUAGGUCAGCCAGACAGGACAAUUACUGUAAUUUGUAAAUGAAAGUAUUCAGUCUAUACAGGGAAUGUUCAACACUGCUAUUUCGACUUGCAGUUUUUGAGUGGUUCUUAUUUUUAUGUUCCUCUAGAUCAUAUUUUUAAAAGAUGGUUUAGGAUAGGAACUUGGUGAAAUAAUAUUUAUUUCUGGUGAACAACUAAAUUAUUUACAUAACUUAAAUGCUGACUCACUACUGUGUGUAACUCUAAAUUUGACAUGAGGACAAGUCUACCUGUGGAAUCUGAUUUAACUUCAGUACACUUAAGAUGCAUUAAAACAAUUGGUUUGGGGAAGACGCCAUAUAGUUUUAACUUACCUGCAUGCUGUAAAUGUAUUUGUGUUUAAAUAAAGAGGAGAAAAAUCUUUGAA